CGCCAACGAACUCUCGAAAACAGUAUUCGAACUCACUCUCGAAUACCGAAUUAGAACCCAUAAUUAAUCUCACAUUUUCGACCUUGGGAUUACAAAUCAACACGAAAAUAUCAUCUUGAGCAAUCAGCGACGCGCAUUCGAUAUCGGCGCAUCUCAACCCUCGAGAUAUCAACAAAACCGUCUACAAUUAUAUGGCAGGACUCCCUCGGCCGGCAUCUGUCGUGCCCACGAGAAAAAGCAGUAUGCGACCACCACCAAGGCCUUCGACGACCAGAUCACAUUCAGUUGCGCCACCCUCAUCACGAAUCGAUCGAUCUGGCGCAGCAUCACCAGCAGAGUCUAUGGUCUCGAUAGCCACCACGCAGGGGGGAACGAAACGAAAAGAGCGGGAUUUUGAACAAGAAGAUGAAGAAACCAAUAUCAAUGUCGUGGUACGAUGUAGAGGUCGCAAUGAGCGCGAAGUUCGAGAAAAUAGUGGUGUUGUAUUGUCAACAGAAGGGGUCAAGGCCAAGAGUUUGGAACUCUCAAUGGGCCCCAGCGCUCUCAGCAACAAGACCUAUCACUUCGAUAAAGUUUUCUCUUCAGCAGCGGAUCAGGCCAUGAUUUACGAUGAUGUUGUGACACCCAUCUUGGACGAAAUGAUUGCAGGGUACAACUGCACGAUAUUCGCCUAUGGACAAACAGGUACUGGAAAGACAUACACAAUGUCCGGUGACAUGACUGAGACAUUUGGGAUGCUUUCUGAAGCUGCCGGAAUAAUACCUCGAGUUCUCCAAUCGCUGUUUAAUAAACUGGAGAUUGACGACGCCGAAUCUUCAGUGAAAUGCUCCUUUAUCGAACUCUACAACGAAGAGCUCCGCGACCUGAUUUCCGCCGACGAGACUGCAAAACUGAAAAUUUACGACGAUAACAGCGGCAAGCGGGGUGUGAGCACUGUCGUUCAAGGAAUGGAGGAAUCUCACAUCAAGACUGCCAAUGAAGGACUGAAAUUACUGCAGCAGGGAAGUCACAAGCGACAGGUCGCUGCUACCAAAUGUAACGACUUGAGCAGUCGUAGUCAUACAGUCUUCACGAUUACGGCAUACAUCAAGCGAACAGCAGAAAACGGCGAGGACUAUGUCAGCGCGGGAAAGCUCAAUCUCGUGGAUUUGGCAGGGAGUGAGAACAUUCAACGAAGCGGAGCAGAGAACAAGCGUGCUGCUGAAGCUGGGUUGAUCAACAAGAGUUUGUUGACUCUAGGUCGAGUUAUUAAUGCCCUCGUUGACCGGAGUUCUCACAUUCCGUACCGCGAAUCGAAAUUGACUAGACUACUCCAAGACUCUCUGGGCGGACGUACGAAAACCUGCAUUAUUGCAACUGUUUCUCCCGCGAAGAGCAAUCUUGAAGAGACGAUAUCGACUCUGGACUACGCAUUCCGAGCGAAGAACAUCCGCAACAAGCCUCAGGUCAACCAAAUGAUCAACAAAAAAACUUUACUGAAGGAUUUCACUCUCGAAAUCGAGAGAUUGAAGAGCGAGCUCAUCGCAACUCGACAAAAGAACGGCGUCUACCUCACAAAUGAGAACUUUGAAGAGAUAACAGUUGAGAGCGAAUCGCGGCGUAUCCUCAGUGAAGAACAAGCCGCAAAGAUUGAGACGAUGGAGAUCAACCUUCGAAAUAAAGUGCAGGAAUUGUAUACUUUGACAUCGAGCUUUAUGACCUUGAAGAAGGAUAACGAUGGCACGAAAGCUGUUCUCGAUGAGACGAAGGGUGUGCUUGAGCAAACUGAAUUCGUGCUCGCCAAUACCCGCCAGGCGCUCGCAGAAGAGAAGAUGCUUCGGAAAGCUCACCAGGAGACUGAAGAACAACUCAGCACUGUUGGUACUGAGCUGAUGUCCACUUUAAGCAAGACGGUCAAUGAUGUUGGAGGGCUGCAUGAGAAGAACAGGAGGAAGUCAGAUCUUCACAUGCUGAACCGAAAUACUUGGGGUCUUUCACAAGCUCAAGUGUCAGAGGUUACCAGCAUAGUCGAGAGCCGAGUCGAGGAGUUCCGCAUCCAACAGCAAGAGCUCAUGGGAGCGGUUUCCAGCAGGAUGCAAUCGUUUGUGGCUGGCGAACUGGAGAAGUUGUCUUCCACCCAAGCAUUCCUGGAAGCAAAUGUUUCUGCAUUCGAGGGAUCCGAAAAGGAGGUUUCGGAACAAACAAAGUCUGCCAAGGAGGAGAUGGAUGCUGUUCUGGAAGAAAUAAAGACUCUUCGAGAGGGUGUCAAAGAUCGCGUUGGAGAGGGGCUUCAAGGACUUUCAGCCGCUGCAGAACGUAUCUCAGCAGAGGUGAUCAGUGAGCUUGGUGCUUUCCACACUCAGCUGCACACGUCCUACAGCUCCCUUGGUCGCGACUUUAAGAGUCUGUUUGAGGAUCUUCUGAAGCACAUCGAUGCACAGAAAACCGAGGCAGAUGCACUCCGGCAUCAAUUGAAUACGGCAAGUGAGCUUGCAAUGCAAGCCAAUGCCGCCGCCUCUACGAAACUUGAGGAUAUCCUCCGAGAGGAGAAAGAGCAAGCGGCUGCCGACCGUCAGACUCUGCUUUGCCAAAUCACGAGCCUGGUCAUGGCCCAGGGUGAGACCCAAGAUGCACGACUGACCGCAAAGAUUGGAGAGGUCCAGAAGGAUGUUCUGUCUUCGAAGGAAUCAUUUGAGGCAUCUCGAGUACAAUAUGGCCAAGGAAUGGACGCCUGGAACGACAAAGAAGGCAAGCUUGUCGAGGAAGUCCUCCGGUCACGGGAGACCUUGAAGAGCAAAUUGAAGGAAGACUGGGUGGCUGCAAACAAGCACAACGCAUCCCUCCAACAGGCUACUAAAUCCGUCCACGCCGAAACAGUCCGUAUUGUGGACGAGCAGAUGAAGGACAUAGAAUCGCAAAUGCGCGCUCUGGAUGAUUUCGUCACACGUGCCCGCUCGCAGAACGCCCAACACCACGACAGCCACGCUCAGUCUUUGCAAAGCCUCUCGGGCACAGUCAAGUCGUCGUACUCGAACAUUGGCUCACACUUCACAUCCACACACGAACGAGUGCGUGCCCUGGGAGAUGAGAUGUCAACCAAGACGGCCACGCUACAAGACAGCCUCGAGCCGCUGGACUCAGUCCUCCGGAAACCACUGAGCACGUUGCGCGAAAACAUUACAAGCACGCAACUCCAAGAUUACCAACCGACAGGCGAGACGCCCCAAAAGGUCCAAUACUCAUACCCGACCACCCUUCCCCGAACUGAAGCCCACGAAACCCUUCUAGCCGUCCUCCGCAGACCCUCAAGCUCCAGCUCAGGCAUGCGAAGCCCCAGCAAAAGCACCACCUCCACGGUCCCCGUCAUCUUCAAUGACACACCAUCCACCUUGCACUCCCAGUUGCGAGAAUUCUCCGCUUCCGUCCCAGCCGGCUCAUCCCGUCCUCGCGAGCACGACCAAAGACCAACCACAAGCGGCUCCACAGGACUGCGAGAGAUGGAUAUCAACGUCACUUCCGUCCCUGCACCAAGCGCGAGUUCAAAUGAGGAACAAGUCACCUCGAUCCCGAGCUUCAAGAGAAGUGUUACUGCGAAUAGAGGCAAUCUUCCCGUGUUGAAGAGUGGUAAAAAGAGUGUUGUUCCGGCCGAAGGGAGAGAGAAUACGAAUAUCCUUGCGCAGAGUAUGGGGAGGCGGAGGAGUCCAAGGACUGGCUAGAUGGACCCUCUUGCUUUGAAAGCAUUGAGAGGGGGGCACUGGACCAGAUUGGAUAGAGAGGGAAGGAGAUGAAUGGUUGUAUGAAAUUACGUUUUGUUGCUUGCUGUUCGGUUCCUUGGAGGCAGUCUCGAGGCGCCCGGUGCCGGGCUUGCGUGCGGGGUUGACACCGGCGUUGAGGCUUUAGUUAACGCCCUGCUUUUCUGGCUGGGGGGUUUUUUUUUUGGAGUUUUCUGUUUUGAUUUUUACGCGGUUUGGUUUGAUUGAAAAGGAUGAAUUAUGAGAGAGAAGCGGUAGAAGAGUACGUGGUAGUGGAGUGACAGUAAUAAAGCUUCCUCUUUUC
Molecule: messenger RNA, 4035 nt
Organism: Hyaloscypha bicolor E
Lineage: Eukaryota; Fungi; Ascomycota; Leotiomycetes; Helotiales; Hyaloscyphaceae
Product: kinesin-domain-containing protein
Exons: 4
Coding region: 192-3695 (1167 amino acids)
Biological process (GO): microtubule-based movement; mitotic spindle assembly
Cellular component (GO): nucleus; spindle microtubule
Molecular function (GO): plus-end-directed microtubule motor activity; ATP binding; microtubule binding
Source: RefSeq, a predicted model, not a curated record